UUUUUGGUCAUUUUUUUCUAGCUGACAACCCAAAGGCAACAAUGAGUCUCUCUGACAAAGACAAGGCCACAGUUAGGGAUUUCUGGGCCAAAGUGGAAGGGAAGUCCGCCGAAAUAGGAGGAGAAGCUUUGGGCAGGAUGCUCGUUGCUUACCCUCAAACUAAGACCUAUUUCUCGCACUGGGGAGAUCUGAGCCCUCAAUCCGCUAAAGUUAAGAAGCAUGGAGCCACUAUCAUGGCAUCCUUGGGGACAGCUGUGAAAGGGAUCGACAAUCUGACUAACACCUUGAGCUCCCUCAGUGAGCUCCAUGCCUUCAAACUCCGGGUGGAUCCUGCCAACUUUAAGAUCCUGGCCCACAACAUCAUCCUGGUCUUGGCCAUGUACUUCCCUGCAGACUUCACGCCCCUGGUUCACGUUUCUGUGGAUAAGUUCCUGCAGAGCGUGGCCUGGGCCCUCUCCGAGAAGUACCGCUGAAGUCCCACGAG
This is a messenger RNA of Cyprinodon variegatus (sheepshead minnow), 484 nucleotides long. RefSeq names its product hemoglobin subunit alpha-B-like. Gene Ontology annotation, biological process: hydrogen peroxide catabolic process; oxygen transport. The coding region runs from base 42 to 473 and encodes 143 amino acids. Gene Ontology annotation, cellular component: hemoglobin complex; blood microparticle; haptoglobin-hemoglobin complex. The transcript has 3 exons. Gene Ontology annotation, molecular function: oxygen binding; oxygen carrier activity; peroxidase activity. The record is from RefSeq and is a predicted model, not a curated record. NCBI's taxonomy places the organism in Eukaryota, Metazoa, Chordata, Actinopteri, Cyprinodontiformes, Cyprinodontidae.